Molecule: messenger RNA, 1474 nt
Organism: Paramecium pentaurelia
Lineage: Eukaryota; Ciliophora; Oligohymenophorea; Peniculida; Parameciidae
Source: the annotation of a GenBank genome assembly
AUGAAAGUAAAGUAGCUUUGUAUUAGUUCAUAUAAGCCUCCAGUAUAAUCUUAAAACUGGGCUUAAAGUCUAUUUUUGAAUCUCUAUAGGUGUAAUUCAUAACAAAUUUCUCGUCAUUUGCAUCGACUUAAAGUCAAUAAAGUAGUGAAGGGAGGGUAGAGCUUUAUUUUUGGAGAAGAGAAAGUUGGACUAGCAGUAGGAGUAAAGGGUUCUUGUUAUAAUGCAGGAGGAGAAGUAGCGAGGAGAGCAAGACAAUAUGGAUUUGGUACAGUUGUAUUAAGUCAAAAUGAAUUAAAUCUGAAAGAAACAUCUUAAGUAAUUUCUGGAUUGAUUCAAGCAAAUUAUAAGUACAAGUUAUUAGGAGAUGUAGCAUAAGAGAAGUAGUAAAGUGAUGAAAAUAAUGAUCAAUAUAGUUAUAUAUAGGAAUUACAUGUUUAAGAAAAUAUAUUUGAAGAUCCUUACUUUUAACAAUUGGUUCAAUUAGCUUAAAUAAAGUUAUAUGCAAGAGAUCUGGCAAAUACAAGGCAAGAAGGAACACCCUAAUUUUUUAUUAAUGAAGUUAAAAAGCUAUUCAAAGAUAAUCCAAAUGUUGAAAUAUAAAUUUUAGAAGGCAAAUAAUUACAAGAAUGUUAAUUGAAUCUCUUUUAUGCAGUUGGAUAAGGAUCAAUUCAUCCACCUACAUUAAUCAAUUUGACAUAUAGAGGAAAUAAGAAUUCACAGGAAUUACAUGCAUUAGUGGGUAAAGGGAUUACAUUUGAUACUGGGGGUUUACAUUUAAAAUCUUAUGGUCAUAUGGAAAAUAUGUAUCUUGAUAAAUCUGGAGCCUGUAAUGUAUUGGCUGCUUUUAAAGGAGCUGUAGAUAUGAAAUUAAAAGUAAAUGUUACAGUUACUUUGGGAAUGGCUGAAAAUGCAAUCUCAAAUACAUCGUAUAAUCCAUCCAAUAUUUUGAAAAGUCAUAAGGGAUUAACAGUAGAGAUUAAUAAUACAGAUGCAGAAGGACGUUUAGUUUUAGCUGAUUGUUUAAGUUGGACAUAGGCUACCUAUAAUCCAACUACAAUUGUGGAAAUAUCAACAUUAACAGGGUCAUGUAAAGCAGCUUUAGGAGGAAAUACAGGAGGAUUAUUCAGUAAUAACGAUAAGUUGUCACAAGAACUUUUAGAAAUAGGAAAAGAAUUGUAAGAACCAUUUUGGAGAAUGCCUGUCACUGAUGAACAUCAAGAUAUGAUGAAAGGUAAAUUUGCAGAUUUAUGUAAUACUGGAAAAUCAAAAAUUUGUGGAGCAAGCAAGGCAGCAGCAUUUUUAUUCAAUUUUGUCGAUGAUAAGGUAUUAAUUAUAAAUAGAAUAGAUUCCAUUUGCUCAUCUUGAUAUUGCAGGACCAAAAGAAAGUAAGACAGAUAAAGGUAUCUAUCCUUUAGGAGCAACUGGAUUUGGUACUUAGGUUUUAUUGAAAUACCUUUUGAAUAAGUAAGAGUGA